Mercurialis annua (annual mercury) is the source of this 2350-nucleotide messenger RNA. RefSeq names its product probable beta-D-xylosidase 6. The record is from RefSeq and is a predicted model, not a curated record. Gene Ontology annotation, biological process: xylan catabolic process; arabinan catabolic process. Gene Ontology annotation, cellular component: plant-type cell wall. Gene Ontology annotation, molecular function: alpha-L-arabinofuranosidase activity; xylan 1,4-beta-xylosidase activity. Bases 29 to 2320 code for a protein of 763 amino acids. Lineage: Eukaryota; Viridiplantae; Streptophyta; Magnoliopsida; Malpighiales; Euphorbiaceae. The transcript has 6 exons.
ACAUUAUCCACCUACUGAAUUCAGACAAAUGUCUCUCUAUUACAGACCCUUCAUCUUCUUCCUCUUCACAUUACUAAUCCUCAAACUCUCCAACUCACUAAACCCUCAAUAUCCAUGUCAACCGCCACACAAUUCCUACACCUUUUGCGACCAAUCUUUACCAAUACCCACACGAGCAAACUCACUAAUUACCCAUUUAACCCUUGAAGAAAAAAUCAAACAGUUAUCCGACAAUGCAUCAGCAAUUCCAAGGCUGGGAAUUCCGUCGUACGAGUGGUGGUCGGAGUCGCUUCACGGCAUCGCCAUUAACGGGCCUGGUGUUUCCUUCAAAAGCGGCGGACCCAUAUCCGCCGCUACGGAAUUUCCUCAAGUUAUUGUUAGUACUGCUUCGUUUAAUAGGACGCUCUGGUUCUUGAUUGGGUCAGCUAUUGGGGUUGAGGCUAGGGCAAUGUAUAAUGUCGGUCAAGCUGGGUUGACUUUUUGGGCGCCUAAUGUGAAUAUUUUUAGGGAUCCAAGAUGGGGUAGAGGUCAAGAAACUCCGGGUGAAGAUCCUAUGGUUGUGUCUGCUUAUGCUGUUGAGUAUGUUCAGGGGUUUCAGAGGCUUAUGUUGUCUGCUUGUUGUAAGCAUUUUACUGCUUAUGAUCUUGAAAAGUGGGGGAAUUUCAGUAGAUACUCAUUCAAUGCCCUGGUUACAGAACAAGAUUUAGAGGAUACAUAUCAACCUCCAUUUCGUAGUUGCAUACAGCAAGGUAAAGCAAGCUGCUUAAUGUGUUCAUACAAUGCAGUUAAUGGGGUGCCUGCUUGUGCAAGAAAGGAUCUCUUGCAAAAAGCUCGAAUAGACUGGGGGUUUGAAGGAUACAUUGUCUCAGAUUGUGAUGCUGUGGCGACAAUAUUUGAGUAUCAGAACUACACGAAAAGCCCUGAGGAUGCAGUGGCUAUAUCUCUUAAAGCAGGUACGGACAUAAAUUGUGGCUCAUAUGUAACUCGCACAGCUCAAUCUGCAGUAAAUCAAGGUAAGUUGCUAGAAGAGGAUAUAGAUAGAGCUCUUCUCAACCUUUUCUCGGUUCAACUUCGACUCGGGCUGUUCGAUGGAGACCCCAAAAAUGGGCAAUUUGGAAAGCUGGGACCUGAAGAUGUUUGUACUGAAGAGCAUAAGACAUUAGCACUUGAAGCAGCAAGGCAGGGGAUUGUGCUGCUGAAAAAUGAUAAUAAGUUUCUGCCUUUGAAUAAGAAAGUUGUUUCUUCAUUGGCUAUUAUCGGUCCAUUGGCCAACAAUUCAGACAGUUUGGGUGGUGAUUACACAGGAUAUUCGUGCGAUCCACAGAGCCUUUUCGAUGGAGUUAAAGCCUACAUCGAGAAGACAGCUUAUGCAGUUGGUUGCGCUGAUGUAUCUUGUAAUUCUGAUGCUCAGUUUGAUGAAGCAAUAAAGAUUGCAAAAACUGCUGAUUUUGUGAUUGUAGUUGUUGGGAUUGAUUUGUCACAAGAAACUGAAGAUCGUGACCGAAUCAGUCUUCUGUUACCUGGUAAACAAAUGGCCUUAGUAUCUUCUGUUACAGCAGUUAGUAAAAAGCCAGUGAUUUUAGUUCUUACUGGUGGAGGACCAGUUGAUGUAUCUUUUGCCAAAGAAGACCCGAAAAUAUCUAGCAUUCUUUGGAUCGGAUACCCUGGAGAAGCCGGUCCGAAAGCACUUGCAGAAGUCAUCUUUGGAGAAUAUAAUCCAGGUGGUAGACUUCCAAUGACUUGGUAUCCGGAAUCGUUCACUAAUGUACCGAUGAAUGAUAUGAACAUGCGAGCUGAUCCUAUUCGUGGUUAUCCCGGAAGAACUUACCGUUUUUACACUGGAAAACGAGUUUAUGGAUUCGGUGAAGGAUUGAGCUACAGCAAUUACGCUUACAAGUUCUUGUCAGCACCAAGCAAGUUGAGUCUUUUAGGAUCUUUGACAGCUACUUCCAGAAAGAGAGUACUACACCAGAGUGGAGACACCCCGAGAUUUAUACUCACCGACGAGAUGAAUUCUUGCGAUUCUUUGAGAUUCGAUGUGCGAAUCUCUGUCAUGAAUUCUGGAGAUAUGGACGGUAGCCAUGUCGUGAUGCUGUUCUCUAGAGUGCCACGAGUUGUCGAUGGAACUCCGGAAAAACAGCUUGUCGGAUUUGAUCGUGUGCAUACUUUUUCUAACGGAAUCACCGAAACGACCGUCUCGGUAGAUCCUUGCAAACAUCUUGCCACUGCAAAUAAGCAAGGAAAAAUGAUAUUGCCAUUGGGUGAUCAUGUUCUUUUCUUAGGAGAUUUAGAACAUUUUGUAACUAUUGAAGCUUUUUAAUGUCAUUCAUGCAUGAUUCAUUAUGGUAAA